Molecule: messenger RNA, 396 nt
Organism: Adineta steineri
Lineage: Eukaryota; Metazoa; Rotifera; Eurotatoria; Adinetida; Adinetidae
Source: the annotation of a GenBank genome assembly
AUGAUUAUAGGUACUCUAGUAAAUAUUCAAUUCAAUUAUUCAUCACAAUUAACUGAUGAUAAUCCAACAUAUUAUCGAGAUUGUCAAGUACCACAAUGUCAUUAUGAAACAUUACAAAUUCAUGUUAAUACAACGAGUUUGUAUGUUCUUUGGAGUGAAAACAACAUUAAUGCGUAUGGAUAUAUCUACAAAAAUGAUUUCAAUCCUCUGAAGCCACCUGAAAAUUUACUCGUAUCACAUGACGGUAAAUGUAAUGAUGGACAAUUCAAAUUAAUUAUUGAACUCGAGAUCAACACUCGAUACAUAUUAGUUGUGACAACACGCGAUCCUAAGAUAAUUGGGAACUUCACUGUUUUUAUCUCUGGACCAAACAAUGUCAGUCUUAGUCCUUUUAGU